CCAGCACAUAGUAAUUGCUAUUGCCGCACCUUUUACUGUAGAUACACAAGGUCAGUACGGCCAGGCGGAGCAAGUACCCGGCACGGUAUACCAUAACAAGUGCGGUGCCUCAGUUGAAUUACUUCCAUCGCUCACAUCAAUCGUUCACGGUGCCGCUGCGGAUCGACCAACUCCGACAUUUAGGCAGCGUUGAAAAGAAACUUCGCAACCGAUCUAGGAGAUACUUUAAAACGUUGAUGUUUCUAAGACAUGGUAUCGAUCUAACAUCGUUCGACCGUUCAAUAGCGUCUGGUCCGUGAUUUUGCGGUCAAGGGAGUGCUGUCACUCGAAUAGCGCCAAAACCCUCCGGGAUUCAAACCCAACCGCAUCGUCGUUGAUUGAUAUUCUUAAUCCGUUUUUCCUCAUCAUAUUUUCGUUCCCCUGGUAGGAGUCGAUGUUUCACUUUGGUUCUGGUCUCCUUCGACUCGGGAGCAGCAGAAUUGAUUUGGUUUAGCCUUGCAAAAAGGACGGUGUUCUGGCCAGCCCGGAAUACGAUUUCGUGCCACUUAAGGAAGGAUAUUGGGGGUAAAGACAACUCUAUACCGUCAUGUUAUAACGGCAUGCUUCCGUUGACUCUUUCACAGCCGGCAAUCAAAGAAAAGCAUUUAUCCUAACCUGGAGUACACUCGUCUCACCAACAUAGGAGCAAAAGGUUCACAUUCUGCGGAAACCGACAAGUUUGAUAACAAAUUGGCGAGGGAAUUUUUUGGAGUAACCUAUUUUAUGUAAGACAUGUUCGUUGACCGUGCUAGUAACUUGACGUUGUGUCUCCAUACGAACGACUUUAUGGGUAUUAAUUCUGGUAUUUCGUACAAAUCUGAUAAUUUUGAGAAGAAAGCAGAGAUCGAAAGCCUCAGCAGAACACUUUGAGAGGUGGACUCAAGGAUUACCUGGUGCAGAUCGUUAAAAGGCUCCCCGAGGGUGACAUCUGCGAUGGACAUCAGCACACUUUGCCAACUCAGGGCCGUAUUAUUGGCUAUAUUCAUGCCCCUUAUUGUGUUUGACCCUGUGUCGUCAGAGAGUAACUGCGGCGACACCAUCGUAAUGGACUUGAUGCAAUGUGUCGAGGAACCAGCAGGGGCUACUAACGAGGAGCAGAUACCUAUUGUUGGUAAAGGCAACCCGGACCUUGUUGAGGCAGCCUGCAGAAAUGGAACCUUUUUAGCCAUGGUUUCCUGUGUAAAAUCAACGCUUGGAAAGUGCUCAGAGAAAAACAUCCAAUUACUGAACAAAUUCCUGGAUCCCGAGGAAAUGAACAGUUCCUUGUCACACUUCUGCAAUAAUACAGCAGUUUACAGAAACUCUGCGCCAUGUCUCAGACGCCAAGAGAAACCAGUAAGAGAGUGUGUGAACCAGCAAGUCAUUAUCACCCUGAACGCCCUGAGAGUGGCUGGGGACAGUAUGGACAGAAGGAUACAUGGCGUAUGCAGCGGCUACGAAUCGGGGGUUCUGUGCGUCGACAAAGCAGUACGGACGGCGUGCGGUGAUAAAAUCGCUGACGUCAUCAAAACCGUUAAUGGCGGCCAGUGCCUUGUAAAGGCAAGAAAUGCACUCAGUUCAAGUGGAACUCUCUCAAAAAAUGUUGCUGACUUAUAUUCGUAUUUUGUGGCAUUUAUAGCUUUAAAAUUCCUAAACAGUAAUUAUACUUGAUGAAGUCGAUUAGCCUUAGGAUAAGUUGGUAAAAUUGUUUUUAUUUUAAGUAUUGCCAAUAGUGGAUCGUCCUUGGUGACGCACAACGCCUUCCAGAGGUUUUUUCAAAACAAAACAUCAUAAGAUCGCAGCAUAUGAUUGGAAUAAGUUUUUAACAGUCGUGAAAAUAAUCAAAAGAAACCUGGACUUUUCCAAUGAUAUUUUAGAUAAAAACGUCUUUGAACGUUAUUCUAAAUUACUCUGGGACACGUUUUGUACCGCAUCUCCCAAGACGACAUACCUUUUGGUGAAGUAUAUUGUCUGCUGUUACUGAAUGUUGUCGAUGAAGUGAAACAGCCUGGGGCAAAGACGGAGGUUGGUCAUCUCACAGGGCGUGCUGUUUUCGCGUCACAAUUCAGCCGAGGCAGUGAUGCUUGUCCGAGUGUAGCGCGAUCACAGCUGGUGACACAGGGUUAUAUUGAUGUUGCUGAUGAUGAUGAUGGUGAUGAAAGACUAUUUGUAAUGCACUAGGUAGAGUACAAAUGAACAAGGCUAUGCUGUUGCUAUAUGAAGAUGAUUCUGAUGAUAAUGGAAGACUAUUUGAGAUGCACUAGUAGGUAGAGCACAAAUCACUUCUUGAUAUCACAAAAACGAAAAAUCAAUGGGUUUCUGAGGUCGAUGAAAGUGGAUUUUAGAUUUCAGCGAACUAUUCCGAAAUCACCUGAACAAUCCCAAUCCCGCCGAAAUUUAAACAAGUUCGAAACAGAAAACCGUCAGGGUGCCGACUGUACAAGUUUGUAAACGUUUUGAUUUUGCUUAUAAGAUUGUAAAAUUAUCAGUAAGUUUGUAAAAAAAAUAAUUAAAAAAUAAA
Molecule: messenger RNA, 2539 nt
Organism: Lineus longissimus
Lineage: Eukaryota; Metazoa; Nemertea; Pilidiophora; Heteronemertea; Lineidae
Exons: 6
Coding region: 973-1689 (238 amino acids)
Source: RefSeq, a predicted model, not a curated record